This is a messenger RNA of Strongylocentrotus purpuratus (purple sea urchin), 2127 nucleotides long. RefSeq names its product actin-related protein 2/3 complex subunit 1A-A. Gene Ontology annotation, biological process: Arp2/3 complex-mediated actin nucleation. Gene Ontology annotation, cellular component: Arp2/3 protein complex; actin cytoskeleton. The transcript is spliced from 12 exons. Bases 154 to 1305 code for a protein of 383 amino acids. Gene Ontology annotation, molecular function: actin filament binding. NCBI's taxonomy places the organism in Eukaryota, Metazoa, Echinodermata, Echinoidea, Camarodonta, Strongylocentrotidae. The record is from RefSeq and is a predicted model, not a curated record.
CCAAGCUAGCUGUAUGUUACUGCACUGAACACACUAAUUCGUGUAGACUGACCAGAGUCCACGAAUUUCUUGCUACGAAAUUUCAAUCCUGAUAAGCAAUUUAGAAAGUGUUUCUAUCAUUGAGCAAUUAUACACAACCACAGAAACAGAAAGAUGGAGAAAUUCAGUUUUGGGGUGGACCCUAUCACUUCACAUGCUUGGAACCGUGACCGAACACAAAUAGCCAUUUCUGCCAACAACAGUUUGGUUGACAUCUAUCAAAAGAGUGAGGAAGGAUGGGAGAAAACACAAACCCUGAAUGAGCACACCCAGCGAGUGACCAGUGUUGACUGGGCACCCGAAAGCAACAUGAUUGUCACAUGUGGAUCCGACCGUAAUGCCUAUGUAUGGAUUCAGAACGGCAAUGAUGAGUGGAAGCCCUCUCUUGUUAUCCUGCGUAUCAACCGAGCUGCCACCUGUGUACGCUGGUCACCAUUGGAAAACAAGUUUGCUGUUGGUAGCGGUUCCAGACUGAUCUCCAUCUGUUAUUUUGAUAAAGACCACGACUGGUGGGUGAGCAAGCACAUCAAGAAGCCGAUCCGUUCAACCAUCACCACCGUUGAUUGGCAUCCCAACAACAUUCUCCUGGCAUGUGGCUCAACUGACUUCAAAGUCAGGGUGUUCUCUGCCUAUGUGAAGGACGUAGAGGCGAAACCAAGCGGUAACGUGUGGGGCUCCAAGCUACCCCUCGGUGCAUGCCUUAUGGAGUUUGGAGGAAGUGGUGGAUGGGUCCACGGUGUGUCCUUUGAUGCGACCGGUAACCGUCUGGCCUGGGUGAGCCACGACAGCACCAUCAACAUGGUGAAUGCUUCGGCCAACUUUGCAGAGAGCCAAACUAAACUCAAGAAUCUUCCCUGCCACAGCCUGCAGUGGGUGGGACCAGACAGUAUUGUAGCUGGAGGUCAUGAUUGCUGGCUGCUGCGAUUCAGUGUUGAUGACAGUAACAACCUCACCUUCGAGGGGAGAGUUGGCUUCUCCAGAAAGAGGACUGAAGAGAAAGUAACUGCCAUGUCAAUGUUUCAGAGCUUAGACAAGAGAGCCACAGUCGAAGACGAUUCUAAGAAGACCUCAAUACACCAAAACUCUAUUGUCCAACUCCUCAUCCACACAGGAGGCAGGGAGGCCGUCACCAAACUCUCCUCCGUCGGUGCUGACGGACUGCUGGUCGUCUGGAACCAGCACUCUCUCCAAGCUAGCAUAGGGGGCAGCACAUUCGACAUGCUCGCUGAAACCAUCAAUCAAGUUAACAUAGCAUCUCAAGAGUAAUCUACAUGACUGCCUCGGUUAUCUGAAAGUUUUCUUUCAGUUCCUUUGACAUGAAAAUGCUCUUGGGAUAAAAAGAAAACAAAGGAAAUGAUUUUGUAAUUUGAAGCUAUGCUAAGUUUGGAAAAAAACAAAUAUUUCCUUUGUGACAUUGAUUUCCUGUGUAUUUUGUGAGCUUAUGAAAGCUGUAUUCAAUUUGCUUGCUUCGAGGUCUUCACAGGUAUUCAUCUGGCUAUAGGUUGUGCAUCUCUGAACAUUUAUUGUAUGUCUUCCACUUAUUUGGCUUUAAAUUUGAUCAGCCCGAAAAUCAUGUUAACGGCAGAUAUUGGACUAUUCAAUGUAAAAACUUAUUAUCAAAACUUUGAUAAGAUUUUGUCAUAAUUUGUAUACAUACUUACCCAUAUUUAAACUACAUUGAAUGGCUGAAAGUAUUCAGGUGUACAGGGUCUGCAUGUUUCAAUUUUGUUUUGUAUGUUUUAGAAUUAUUUAAACAGCUUUUGAAACCAUCGUAACUCCAUUUGUUUUCUUUUCUGUACUAAGAAAUAUUUUAAAUGUUUGAGUUGUUCCUAGCAAAAUAAAAUUGACAAUAUUUAUUCAAAAUGGACACUCCUGUUGAAGUAAAAAGAAGAACAAAACAAUCACUUUCAUGCAUAUGUUUUAAUUCCAGAUUCACCUCGGAGCAUAGAUUCAAAUUAUCCAUGUAAAAUGAAUGGAUUAGUGUAGGGAAUUUCUAUGAGGGUAGAGAGUUAUGUAUUUAUUUCUUUGAGACCACAUUCUUGCCUGCUUUUAUAUGAUUUUGUUUUUCAACAGUACCGACACUUUUCG